UACUGAUAUAUCUGUGCAUCAAAGUAGCGUUUGGACCAGUUUCUUCUACUGCAGACCUCAAAAGAACACGAAUUGAGCACAAGAAAACGUAUUCUCGUGAAUCGCGUGGGUGAGACACGCAAGAAAUUCAAAAUGGCGGCGAAUUUGUAAGACUGCGCCCUGCUUCUCUACAAUUUUACAAAUUUCCCCAUCUAGUGAGACGGAAUGGCGUCCACCAGCGGAGAAGCGGAGCAGGAUGAUUCCCUGAAUCUUUUAAAGGACAUGCUGGAGAUAACCUGGGGUAGUACGCUCAAAGAAGAAGUCUUCUCCCGAUGGGCCCAGGGCUUUGUAUUCAGUGAAGAUGAAGUUACAGCGCUUCUGCAGCAUGAAGGUGGUCCAUGUGCUGUCAUUGCCCCAGUUCAAAGUUUUAUUCUGAAAAAUGUAUUAUUUUCUUCUGAAAAUGGUGAUGAAUGGAGACAUACAGAAGGUGAUCAAAUUAAAGAAUUACUUAUAUGUUCAUUAAGUGAAAUGUUAGCAAUGGUAGGAACAGAUAGAUACAUAGUUGUAGUACAAGGUGAUAAACAACACUCAGUUAUUGAAAAUUACACUGAAGAAGGUGCUGAAGCUCCUCCGGAUCAUGCAACUUUCCAUAGCUCUUUAAGGUUACAACAGUUUGAUGGUAUUGAAGAAGUGCAUCAUGCAUUACAGUCUGUGUAUUCUAUGUAUACCGGUUAUUUUGGUGUUAUAUUAUUUCUCUAUUCUGUUUUACUAACAAAGGGUAUAGAAAAUAUUAGAAAUGAAAAAGAAGAUCCAAAUGAGCCUUUAAUUGAUUGCACAUAUGGACAUGGAAGUCAAAGUCUCAUUAAUCUUAUGUUAACUGGAAGUUCAGUGUCUAAUGUGUGGGACAAUGAGAAGGAAAUCUCUGGACUCAAAUUAAAGGGAAUUACUCAACAAACUUCUAUAGGAUUUCUUACUUUAUUAGAGCAUCUUAGGUAUUGUGAAGUUGGUUGGUAUCUGAAGAAUCCACGAUAUCCUAUCUGGUUAUUGGGAAGUGAAACACAUCUUACUGUAGUAUUUUCAAAGGAAAUAUCACUAGUUGCACAGGAAAGUCCCUGGUCUAAAGCAAGAAGAAUAUUUAAUAGUUAUGAUCCUGAAGACUGUGGUUUUAUAGCUGGGUGUCUAUUAGGUGAUGUAAUGCGAGCUUUAGAGCUUGUAUCUGAACCAGAGUAUGUAAAAAUAAUGGUGAAUAAGCUGGACCCUGAUGAAUAUGGUAUAGUUCUCUUAUCUGGUUUCAUGGAAGAGUUCUUUCCAAAUGAGCCAAAGAGUCCUUAUCCAGAUGAUUUCUUAAUAUAUCAUUACAACGGCCUUAAAAGAUCGUCACAGUCAAGAAAAGUGGUUUACAUCGAAGGUACGACAAAUAUUUAUGAUCCUAGCGAGAUAAAAUGUGUGACAGACAGUACACCAAUUAAGACGUGUCUACAAACCAAAUGGCCUGGUAUUGAAGUGCAAUGGCAAGAUGGCAUCACUCCUUCAAUCAACUGAAAUGGCCGUCUGGCGGACAUUUUGGGCUUAGUAGCUGAUCUUUAAACACCAUUUAUUACCUUUUCAGGUCUUACCCAUCACUUGAUGGAACAAUGCAAAGACAUUAGGGCAAUUUUAUCAUCUUUUACAGUAAUUUGACUUUAUCCCAACAUGUGUGAGUGAAAAAAAAAUGCCUUCUUGCUAACUCUAGUAUGUUUUUUUUAUGAUGAUCACCGAAACACUUUGGGCAAAUCUAGUCAAAUAUAAUGCGACUCUUUUAUUUUCAUUGCUACCAGCAUUAAAGAAUUUUGUAAUAUACGUUUUGUAUGCGUUCAGUUCCAGUUUUUUUCAGACCCCAACGAAUCUAAUCCAUAGACAUGCAAGCAUUGUUUUAGUUUUACAUUUUGGCAGCAUCACGUAUACAGAAAGACAGGUUUGCUGACAUGUACUUGGGGGGUAUACUUAUAAUGGUCAACCCAUUCCACAUUAAUGAUAAGAUGUAUUGUUACCACUGACCAACUAACCCUACCAGGUCGUCACUAUUGACAAGCCGGUACCUCUAAUGAAUAAUGUUAUGUUUCAUUGACUUACCAGAUAUAAUAGCAGUAUCAUUUGUAAUCGCUCAUAUACGUAAUUUCAUACACCACCCUUUACUACGCUUAUAUGCUCAUACUCACAACAUCUACUUUGUAAGUAGCAUUAUUUCAUGGUGUGGAUUAAUUAAAGCGAUUUACAAUCGCCUGCUGAAUGCCUUCAUGGAUACCCACAAAAGACUGAAAAAAUAAUGUGUUGCAGAAAGGUGAUGUGUUUACAAUAGGUUGUCUUGUUGAUGCUGGGUUCAGUCAAGUUCUAGGUCAAGGCUAGUGCAUUUUAAUGCCUGUGUUGAGUUUGCUUAGACAUUACAACCAUGAUCACUGCUGAAUUUUACCUUCCUGUGAACCUACUUAACUCUCAUAUUCUCUAGCCGCAUUAUUUAAUUUUGCCUAGUUGACAGAGAAAGUGUUAAAAUAUGUUACAGCCCUUUUAGUAUCCAAUAAUAACAUUUUUCAAUUGAGUUGUAGGGUAUAUUACAAUAUAUUUAUUUGCUUGAUAUAUAUAUAUAUAUAUAUAUAUUUAUUUCACUGCGAUAAUCUGUAUUUUAUUCAUUUAUUUAUGCAAUCAUUUAUUUGAGCAUACAUGUGUGUAUUUUGUCUGUUGCUUGUGCGACUCGGUGGUUCAUACCUUCACAUUCGUGUGAUUGGUCUAAAUCCAGCCAUUGGAAGGAAAGACAUUCUUAUAAAAUUAUAUUGACCAACAUAUACAUGUUACUCUGUUAUUCAUAACCGGAAUACGCUUAAAAAAAUUACAAUCACAAAUUGUUGGUGCUACCUUACAGCUCAGAUCACAUGCUGAGAAUAUAAUUCCAGACCGGCUAUAGGAGUGUGCACCCCCCCGUUAAAUAAUGGUAUAUCCGUUUGUUAGUUUUCACUGUCAUCAAAACUACAUUUAGAUGCAAUUAUUUUUAUUUGAUGUUUUGUAUGGGGCAAACGAUUGGGCAUAAAUUUAUUUUUAUAUAUACGUGUUCUGUUAGUUGAAGAAUUUAUAAUACGGUAGUGUAUAAAAGGUUGUGGCAACCUUGUUUAAAGUUCCUCCGAGUUCUCGGCACACAGUUUUUAAGUAGGCACUUUUUGCAACACCAAAAAUACUGUAUUUUGGUUCAGUUCCAUGUUACAAUUCUUUUGAACCAGCAAAUAAAGAUUCUAGUGUAGAACC
This is a messenger RNA of Saccoglossus kowalevskii, 3252 nucleotides long. RefSeq names its product ubiquitin carboxyl-terminal hydrolase MINDY-3-like. The record is from RefSeq and is a predicted model, not a curated record. Gene Ontology annotation, molecular function: cysteine-type deubiquitinase activity; K48-linked deubiquitinase activity. Gene Ontology annotation, biological process: protein K48-linked deubiquitination. NCBI's taxonomy places the organism in Eukaryota, Metazoa, Hemichordata, Enteropneusta, Harrimaniidae.